This is a messenger RNA of Hyposmocoma kahamanoa, 420 nucleotides long. RefSeq lists its product as uncharacterized. The record is from RefSeq and is a predicted model, not a curated record. Bases 1 to 420 code for a protein of 139 amino acids. The transcript is spliced from 2 exons. NCBI's taxonomy places the organism in Eukaryota, Metazoa, Arthropoda, Insecta, Lepidoptera, Cosmopterigidae.
AUGGCCCUCUACGGGGCGCCCAUCUGGGCGGAGGCCCUCACCACUAGACUGCGGCCGCUUCUGCGCAGGCCACAGAAACUAAUGGCGGUGAGGGCGAUUCGGGCGUACCGAACGGUCUCCGGAGCGGCGGCAUGCGCCCUGGCUGGAACCGCACCCUGGGAGCUCCAGGCGUCCGUCCUCGAGCAGACCUACAGGUGCCGUGCGGAAGCCAGGGCACGUGGAGAGCGCCCCACACUAGAGGAGCUAGUGGGGGUUCGGCGUGCCGCCAUGACCGCCGUCCAGGCGGGGUGGGAGGAGGCACUCCGGUCGGCCAGAUACGGGGAGCGCACCGUCCAGGCGCUGCUCCCUGUACUGGCCGAUUGGAGAAAGAGGAGGCACGGGUCCCUCACCUACCGUCUUGUUCAGACUACUGAUAAGUAA